Aegilops tauschii subsp. strangulata is the source of this 1740-nucleotide messenger RNA. RefSeq names its product protein FAR1-RELATED SEQUENCE 5-like. The record is from RefSeq and is a predicted model, not a curated record. Gene Ontology annotation, biological process: regulation of DNA-templated transcription. Lineage: Eukaryota; Viridiplantae; Streptophyta; Magnoliopsida; Poales; Poaceae.
AUGGCGCCGCCUCCCAAGAACAUGACAGUACGCCGCCCACGAGAGGAAGAAGAAGAAGUCAGUCCACUUGAGAAGCAUGCAAGGCGGCACACGCAGCGAGCAUUUGAUGAGCCAAGAAGAUAUGGGGCACCACCUGGUUGGCCACCUAACAUUGAAGCUUACAUUCUGCCAAGACUAGAGAUGCGCUAUGAAACUUUCGAAGAAGCAAAGAACUUCUACAACGUCUAUGCGAAGCACGCGGGUUUUGCUGUCAGGGAAGGCCCCAAGUUUAAGACCAGAGCCUACCUUUAUUGCACGUGCUAUGGAGUCUAUGAAUCGAAGGUGUCUGAAGCAAAUAGACAGCGGAACAAAACGACAGCCAGGACUAACUGUGGGGCUAAAAUGAGGCUGGAGAAGGAAAAGGAUGGAACAUUUGUCGUAAAAGAGAUAGUCUGGGAACACAACCACAGGCUACAGCUCACUCCGCAAAUGCUUGUCUUCUUGCACUCCCACAAAAACUUUGACAAAACAAUCUUGGAGUACGUCAAGUACCUGCAGUUCAAAGGCAUUGAACACGCGCAAAUCAUGAGCAUACUGGGCGGUGAUGACCCUGGUAGCUACUUCCUCGAAAUGAAAGCCAAAGACCUGAUUAACCUGAAAGCAAAGAAUUCAAGGAUGGAUGAUGUGGACGAUGUCCUAAAGACUGUCAACUUCUUUAGGGAGAUGAAAGCUAUAAACAGGGAAUUCUUCUGUGACAUGCAACUCGAUGAGUCCGACAGAGUUAAGAACAUAUUCUGGGCGAAUGCAAGCUGCCGAGGGGCCUAUCAGGACUUCGGUGACUGCACUACAUUCUUUGGUUUCGCCCUGAUAAGAGAUGAGGAUUCUGAUUCAUUCAUAUGGCUGUUCAAGACAUUUUUAAGGUGCAUGAGAGGGAAGGCUCCUACAUGCAUCCUCACAGACCAGUGCUCGGCAAUGGCUUUGGCGAUCCCAGAUGCUUUCGAGAACACAGUACACAAGUUGUGCCGCUGGCACAUUAUGAAGAAGUACAGGGAACACCUCGCAUACCUGUACUACCUGCACGAAGACUUUAAGGAUGAAUUCACACCAAUCCUCAACUGGCCCCUCAUGCCAACUGAGUUUGAGGAUGCCUGGAAAGGACUCAUGGAUAGGUACAACCUCCAUGAUGAUGCCACGAUGGUAGCCAUGUGGAACGAGCAUGAGAAAUGGAUAUCAGCCUACUUCAAAGAAAUUUUCUGCGCCAAAAUGACAUCCACACAGCGAAGUGAGAGCAUGAACUAUGUGCUCAAGAAGAACUUUGUAAGUGAGAGACAAAACCUACACCGGUUUGUCAGCCAGAAGGAACAAAACACGCUGACCUUCUAUGGGUUUGACACCCAGAUGGCAAAGGUUUACUCACGAGCUGUGUACAGCGAGAUUAGAAAAAGGCUAAAACUGAGCACACUCUUCACGGCGACAGAGACGGAAGAGCCCACAAAGUACCUCGUGCGCUACAACAACCCGCAAAAACUGUCUGCGUGGUCUCAGCACGCGUUCCAGGUGGUUGCAGACCUCGUGGGAGAAACAUAUGAGUGCGAGUGCAGGCUAUGGGACCACACAGGUCUUUUCUGCGUGCCUGUCCUGUGCAUGAUGCAGACAAUUAGGGCUGCCAGCGUUCCAGAGAAAUACAUCCUCAGGAGAUACACCAAACGCCCGAACAUCCAGCCAACAUUCAACAGAAAUGACUUGAGGAUAGUAGCGUAA